Molecule: messenger RNA, 9727 nt
Organism: Dromiciops gliroides (monito del monte)
Lineage: Eukaryota; Metazoa; Chordata; Mammalia; Microbiotheria; Microbiotheriidae
Gene: SF3B3
Product: splicing factor 3b subunit 3
Exons: 26
Coding region: 187-3840 (1217 amino acids)
Biological process (GO): mRNA splicing, via spliceosome
Cellular component (GO): U2 snRNP; nucleus
Molecular function (GO): protein binding; U2 snRNA binding
Source: RefSeq, a predicted model, not a curated record
CUUUUGGACAGCGAAUUUAAGAAGCCGGCGGAAUGGCGCUGGUCGCUGCUUAGACCCUGUGGCGGAGGGGAAAUCUCUAUCCGUCGUAUAUCCGUGCCAUCCUGCCUGCCCGCGGGUGCAUCCUGGAGCAGGUCUAUACCAAAACUUGAAUUCGGAGGUACUGGGUGACCCUGUUGUUUUGCCACCAUGUUCCUGUACAACUUGACCUUGCAGCGAGCCACUGGUAUCAGCUUUGCCAUUCAUGGCAACUUCUCAGGAACUAAACAACAGGAGAUUGUUGUUUCUCGAGGGAAGAUCUUGGAGCUGCUCCGCCCUGACCCCAACACUGGGAAGGUGCACACCCUAUUGACUGUGGAGGUGUUUGGUGUUAUCAGAUCUCUCAUGGCCUUCAGGUUGACAGGUGGUACAAAAGAUUACAUUGUGGUUGGCAGUGACUCAGGCCGAAUUGUCAUCCUGGAGUAUCAACCAUCCAAGAACAUGUUUGAGAAGAUCCAUCAGGAGACUUUUGGCAAAAGUGGCUGCCGCCGAAUUGUACCUGGACAGUUCUUAGCUGUUGAUCCCAAAGGCCGAGCUGUCAUGAUUAGUGCCAUCGAGAAACAGAAACUGGUUUACAUUCUGAACAGAGAUGCUGCUGCCCGGCUUACCAUUUCCUCUCCUUUGGAAGCUCACAAGGCGAAUACUUUGGUUUAUCACGUGGUGGGAGUAGAUGUUGGAUUUGAAAAUCCCAUGUUUGCCUGUCUGGAGAUGGAUUAUGAGGAAGCAGACAAUGAUCCAACAGGAGAAGCAGCAGCCAAUACCCAACAGACACUCACUUUCUAUGAGUUAGAUUUAGGGUUAAACCACGUGGUCAGAAAAUACAGCGAGCCCUUGGAGGAACACGGCAACUUCCUCAUCACAGUGCCAGGAGGCUCAGAUGGUCCAAGUGGUGUAUUGAUCUGUUCUGAAAACUACAUCACCUAUAAGAACUUUGGUGAUCAGCCUGAUAUCAGAUGUCCCAUUCCUAGGAGGCGGAAUGACUUGGAUGACCCUGAGAGAGGAAUGAUUUUUGUCUGCUCUGCCACCCAUAAGACCAAGUCUAUGUUCUUCUUUUUGGCACAAACCGAGCAAGGAGACAUUUUCAAAAUCACUUUGGAGACAGAUGAAGACAUGGUUACUGAGAUCCGGCUGAAGUAUUUUGAUACCGUUCCUGUGGCUGCUGCUAUGUGUGUGCUCAAAACAGGCUUCCUCUUUGUGGCAUCAGAAUUUGGAAAUCAUUACCUCUAUCAGAUUGCCCAUCUUGGCGAUGAUGAUGAAGAACCUGAGUUCUCAUCUGCCAUGCCCCUGGAAGAAGGAGACACAUUCUUCUUCCAGCCUCGGCCUCUCAAGAAUUUAGUGUUGGUGGAUGAACUGGACAGUCUCUCCCCUAUCCUGUUUUGUCAGAUUGCUGAUCUCGCCAAUGAAGACACCCCACAGCUGUAUGUAGCUUGUGGCAGGGGACCACGAUCUUCUCUAAGGGUUUUGAGGCAUGGACUAGAGGUGUCAGAAAUGGCUGUCUCUGAGCUGCCCGGUAACCCCAAUGCUGUCUGGACUGUCCGGCGGCACAUUGAAGAUGAAUUUGAUGCCUACAUCAUCGUGUCUUUCGUGAAUGCCACCCUGGUACUUUCUAUUGGAGAGACUGUAGAAGAAGUGACAGACUCUGGCUUCCUGGGUACCACUCCAACCUUGUCCUGUUCCUUGUUGGGAGAUGAUGCUUUGGUGCAGGUAUAUCCAGAUGGUAUCCGACACAUCCGAGCAGAUAAGAGAGUAAAUGAGUGGAAGACCCCAGGGAAGAAAACCAUUGUGAAGUGUGCAGUCAACCAGCGGCAGGUGGUGAUUGCCCUGACAGGAGGAGAGCUCGUCUACUUCGAGAUGGAUCCCUCAGGACAGCUGAAUGAGUACACCGAGCGAAAGGAGAUGUCUGCAGACGUGGUGUGCAUGAGCUUGGCCAACGUGCCUCCCGGAGAACAGCGCUCUCGUUUCCUGGCUGUGGGGCUGGUAGACAACACUGUUCGAAUCAUCUCUUUGGACCCUUCGGACUGCCUCCAACCACUGAGCAUGCAGGCCCUCCCAGCCCAGCCAGAAUCGCUCUGUAUCGUUGAGAUGGGUGGAGCAGAGAAGCAAGAUGAGCUGGGGGAAAGGGGAUCCAUUGGCUUCCUCUACCUAAACAUCGGGCUGCAGAACGGUGUGCUGUUAAGGACUGUCCUAGACCCUGUCACUGGUGAUCUGUCUGACACCCGUACAAGAUACUUGGGCUCUCGCCCUGUGAAGCUUUUCCGAGUCCGGAUGCAGGGCCAAGAGGCGGUUUUGGCUAUGUCGAGCCGCUCAUGGCUAAGCUAUUCUUACCAGUCUCGCUUUCACCUGACCCCCCUGUCCUAUGAGACCCUGGAGUUUGCAUCUGGAUUCGCAUCUGAGCAGUGUCCUGAGGGCAUUGUGGCCAUCUCCACGAACACUUUAAGAAUUUUGGCUUUGGAGAAGCUCGGUGCUGUCUUCAACCAGGUGGCCUUCCCCCUGCAGUACACUCCAAGGAAGUUUGUCAUCCACCCUGAGAGCAACAACCUUAUCAUCAUUGAGACUGAUCACAAUGCCUAUACCGAGGCCACAAAAGCACAGCGGAAACAGCAAAUGGCAGAGGAAAUGGUAGAAGCAGCAGGGGAAGAUGAGAGAGAAUUGGCAGCUGAGAUGGCUGCUGCCUUCCUGAAUGAAAAUCUCCCAGAAUCCAUCUUUGGAGCCCCCAAAGCAGGAAAUGGACAGUGGGCUUCUGUGGUCCGGGUAAUGAAUCCCAUACAAGGGAACACACUGGAUCUUGUCCAGCUGGAACAGAAUGAGGCUGCUUUUAGUGUGGCAGUGUGCCGGUUUUCAAAUACUGGUGACGAUUGGUAUGUGCUGGUGGGAGUAGCUAAAGACCUCAUUCUGAACCCCCGAUCUGUGGCUGGAGGCUUUGUCUAUACCUAUAAACUUGUGAACAGUGGAGAGAAAUUGGAGUUCUUGCACAAGACCCCAGUGGAAGAAGUCCCUGCAGCCAUUGCCCCAUUCCAGGGCAGGGUGCUGAUUGGUGUGGGAAAGCUGUUGCGGGUCUAUGACCUGGGGAAAAAGAAGUUACUCCGGAAAUGUGAGAAUAAGCACAUUGCAAACUACAUCUCAGGGAUUCAGACGAUUGGACAUCGGGUCAUUGUGUCCGAUGUUCAGGAGAGUUUCAUCUGGGUCAGAUACAAGCGCAACGAAAACCAGCUCAUCAUUUUCGCCGAUGACACCUAUCCCCGUUGGGUCACAACGGCCAGCCUCUUGGACUACGAUACUGUGGCUGGGGCCGACAAGUUUGGCAACAUUUGUGUGGUGAGGCUCCCACCCAACACCAAUGAUGAAGUGGAUGAAGACCCGACAGGAAAUAAGGCCCUGUGGGACCGGGGACUUCUGAACGGUGCCUCACAAAAGGCUGAAGUAAUCAUGAAUUAUCAUGUAGGGGAGACAGUGCUUUCCUUACAGAAGACCACACUGAUCCCAGGAGGCUCAGAAUCCCUUGUCUACACCACCUUGUCAGGCGGAAUUGGGAUCCUCGUACCUUUCACAUCCCAUGAGGAUCAUGACUUCUUCCAGCAUGUGGAGAUGCACCUGCGGUCUGAGCAUCCUCCUCUCUGUGGAAGGGAUCAUCUCAGCUUCCGUUCCUAUUAUUUCCCUGUGAAGAAUGUGAUUGAUGGUGACCUUUGUGAACAGUUCAACUCAAUGGAGCCCAACAAACAGAAGAAUGUAUCCGAAGAAUUGGACAGGACGCCACCUGAAGUCUCAAAGAAGCUAGAAGACAUCCGUACCCGCUAUGCCUUCUGAGCCCAACAGUGGACUUGCCCCCAGGCAUGUCAAAGACUGUGUUCUAAAGAGCGUUCUGAGGACAUGCAGGUUGUUGUUUACCACCCCCUCUUCCCUCCUUUUUUUCUUUGUGAUCACUUUGAUUUGAUCCCAUGGGACAGGAGGAAGGGGCAGUUAUUAAGAUCUUGAAACAUUUAAGCUGAGAGGUGAUGCGUGGCCCUGGCCCAGCCUGGGACAUCCCCUCGGUCCCAGAUAUAUUCCCUGCUUGGAUUGCUUUUCCCUCCCAACUGUGCCCUUCAUUUUUGUACACACCCUUCAUUUUUAACUGGUUUUCUUGUAAAUAUAGUUUUGUACAAUGUUGACUUUAGAAGGGGGUGAAUGGGGGCUGUUGGGGAGAGCUGAAGUGGGCCUGGUUGCAUAGUGUGAACACCAUGAAUUGUACCACUCUGGAUCAUAAGAAAUACAAGCCCAUUCUUUUUAAAAGCAUUGUCUUCCUUGUGGCUUAAGGCUGAGAUCCAUCAGCAAGAUCUCGGUUACAGGAAUUGGAAUGAACAGUUUUGUUCCCUUCUCUAAGUUUUUUCCAUACUUUUCUGCCCUUUGUGUCUAACAUAGGCCACAAACUACUUUCUAGCCCUCAAAUUCAAAAUGCAAAUUGAUCAGAGGUUAUAACAUGCUUAUCAUUGUAAGGCAGAUCGGGCAGCAACACUUGACUUCUUCCCUGGUUUAUUGAGUUCCAAGUUAUCCAAUAAGCUAAGUGGAUUUCUUGUCUUCUUUCUCAGCCUAAUUUCCUUCUGAUUUUUCUAUUUGGUGAGACAAAACCAACCUCUUCCCUUGGUCCCAUAGUGAGACAUUGGGUCCCUUUUUGAGAAUACGCCCCCUCUCCCCUGCCCCCUACUCCUCAUUCCCUGGAUUCUACAAUGGCUCCCCUUUGAAGGAAAUUGCACACACACUGCACGGUAGCUUCAGAUUGCAUUGCUCUCAAGAAAGCCGGUGACUGGCUCUCAGUGUGGCGGUAAGCUCUGGAAGUCACACCACUUCAGUUACCUGACGCCGAACAAUAAAACAAAACAAAGGGGCCUCUGUUAAAAGUAAUGAGAACCAGUUAUCAGCCAGUACAGUUUUCAGGUGCAAUGGGAAAUGGCCUUUGAGAAAUAGACUCUGGAGAUUUGCUGAUGGCCAUCCUCUUUACCUUUUCUGAUUCGGUGGAAUGGCCCACACCAGCAUUGCCCCCGAGCCAUUAUGUGACUGUUGCCACUCUGCUGGCAGGCUGUCUUGAUUUCAGAAUUAGUUAAGGGAGCCUGCCUCAGUUUUACAUCCCCAAAAAACCCAGUGCUGUUACUGCCUUGUGUUUUAACAUACCUUCCCAUCAUUCUCCUUGGUUGGUGGUUUCUCAUCAUGACCAAUAGUAUUUAUAGCUAGGAAGGAAAGCAGAGACAAAUUGUCUUCCUCUGACCUCUGUUACCCACCUCCACUUAAGCAUUUGGCUUGGAUGCUUGAGCGCUGUCUCGGGUCACUCCAGCCUCUUUGCUAACUAAAGGUUUGACCUUGGUCCUCAUUUCAUUUUUCCUUCUGUCAAGGGGGUCAUUCCCCCAUGUUUGUUUUAUUAGCUGUGUAGGCAGCAAGGGAACACAUUGCCUCUGCUUUGACCUAAGGAGCUUGAAAUACCACCCCAUCGUUCCCUUCCUCUCCUUGGGGAGACCGUUUCCUCACUUGAGAAUUUGGUUUGUAUGAAUUAUUUUAAGUUUAUGACUUCAGCCUAAAAACAUAAACAGUUCUUUCAGCCUGUACUGCUAACAUCACUAGAAGCUAUCUGGGAAAAUGGAAAUAUAAGGGAUGGGUCCUGCUUCAGCAAUGCUAUUCCUUCAGCUGAGGGCCCAGCCAUACACCCAUUCACAAGAGCAGAUUGUAGCCCUGUCUUCAACCCAUGCUUAACAGCUGUAAGGAAUUUUUCAAUAUGAAUGUUCCAUCCAGCUCUGGAUUCCGUUGAGCAAGGAAACAGUUGUCUAAUAGCCAAAGCAGGAGCUGUGAUUCAGCCCCAAAUCUUUCCAUUACUCAUGCAUCCUGUUCUCUUCUAAAGGAAGCUCUGGAUUGCUAAGGGUCUUGUCUCUGUUACACGUGGGAUCUAGCAUAAGUGAGCAACUUCAUGGUCUCCCAGUGAUGUAGGAAACUGAAGCUUCCCUCAUCUUGGUAUCUGGAAGUAUCCUCGUCUGUUUUUUCCUGUUCCGUUCUUCCAGUCAGUCGUGUAACAGUGCACAAAGGGAGGAUCAAAAUCACUUUCUUGGUUUUUCCUGAGCUGGGGUUCUUCAGAUACUGUUUCCUUUUGAAGUUCUUCUAAAAACACAUUCCUCCACAAAUUGAGAUUUAAGCUGGAACCGUGGCUGCUACGUUGCUUAUCUUAGUUUGGGUUGAUCUUGGAGCAACUGCCACAGGGCUCCAGAGGUCAGGUGCUUGGCUCCAGUGGGCAGAGCUAGGAACAGUGAGCAAUGGUUUCUGUAGGAAAAUACAGGCGAAAUGAUCACUGGAAGAAGAUGUUCUUGGUCAUACCCUGGUUGGACUAGAUGACCUUGAAGGUCCAUUCCGACUUCUACUCUGGGCCUUCCUUCCAUUUCUGGGCUUCUUGGAAGUCAAGAGACACCGUUCAAGGAUGGAGCCUUCGGGGACCUGGUAUGAACAACUUGAGGCAGUUUCCUAGUGAGAAGGUCUUAAGUAAGGAUGAGAAGGAAGGUUGGGACCUCUUGUCAGAAGAGACAUGACACGGCCUGGCUCCAGAUUUACAGGUGGUAUGUGCUGCUGGGCAGUAAGAGGCCGGGGACCACCCCACGGCCAGAGCUAAGCCUGUUUGUGCCCUCCUUCCAGGCAAACUGGAACCAAGAGCCGUAACAUGCCGCCAGGCCCCGUGUGGGUCUGCACAGCUGGUCAAAGAAGUCUGAGGGAAAUCUGAUCAUCUGGGUCUCACCUUUAACCAUAGGUGCCACCUUGGAAACAAACCAGUCAGCCCAGCUGCAAGUUGGCAGGGUGCCCUGUGCCUGCUGGAGAGGCAUGUUCUCCAACUACCUCAUCAGGUCCUGCCUUUAUAGUCGAGAGACAGGAAAGGAGCUGCCUAUAUCCUGGGAGUGGGAGAAAAGUGAUGAGCAAACCGAGGAAGGUGGGCCUGCAGGGGUAUGAGGCGAAGGGGAGGCAGACCUAGAGAAGGGUGUGGGGGGGCGGGGUGGACACACCUGCCCCCCAGAGGUGCCACACACUGGUUGGAUGGGAAAAGCAGACCUGUCACUCAUGUGCAGACUGCGGUUUGGGGACUAUGAUAACUGGGAAAGGCUAAUGGCCUCUAAAUGACCCGAGAAAGGGACCUUUCCCUUGUCCUUGUAGGCAUUGCUCCUAAUAAACUGGGACUCUGCUGGAUUCAGCUGCAGCUUAGCUAGAUAAGCUUCCAGGUCCCAGUCCCAGUCCCAGUCCAUCUAUUUCUGCUCAGGUGAGCAACUUGAAGCUCCUUUUUUUUCCUUUCCCAAUGCCUUACUUUCACUUCACUGUGCUAUGAGCCAGGGGACACAUUUCCACUGUCACAACUAUUGAGAAGAAUCCUGUGCCAGAUCACAGGGGCUUUUAAAAAAAUAAUAAACUUUCAGAUUGAAUGAGCCUUUCACAAUGACAAGGAAAAAGAUGCAAGGACAUCUGAUAAUUUAUAGGAUAUUCUGUUUCAGCCAUGAGCAAGUGAUCAGCUCUAUUCAUUAUCUAUUGUCAGGGACUUGAUUUGGGAUUUCAGUUACUUUGAUUUUCUAUUAGUGAUCUUUCCAUUCACAUGGUCAUCGUGUGUAUUCCCUUCAUUCUUAUAUUAUUUUGUAAAUUUUCCAAAUUGUCAUUUCUCACUGCACAGUAACCCAUUCAUCCACCCUAGUUUUUCCACCAUUCACCAAUUGAAGGUUGGUUACCCACUUUUUGUGGCAACAGAGAACUGGAAACCAGCUGCUAUGAAUAUGCUGGUAUUUAUUGGAUCUUUGUUUCUGUCUUUCACUCCUGUUGAAUCGAAGGAUACGGACAAUUGUUUUCUCUAAUUCUGUAUCAAUAUCCAGACUAGUUGGACCAUUUCACAGUUCAUGCAUUAGGAUAAUUUGCCUUUUUUUUUUUUAGGCAAUGGGGGUUAAGUGACUUGCCCAGGGUCACACAGCUAGUAAGUGUCAAGUAUCUGAGGGCAGAUUUGAACUCCGGUACUUCUGAAUCCAGGGUCGAUGCUUUAUCCACUGCGCCACCUAGCUGCCCCUAAGGAUAAUUUUCUUUUGACGAGACCUAAUUGGGGCCAAAUGAUCUGUUCUUUGAAUAAAAGCUAAGGUACCAGGGCAGCUAGGUGGCGCAGUGGAUAAAGCACCGGCCUUGGAUUCAGGAGGACCUGAGUUCAAAUCCAACCUCAGACACUUGACACUAGCUGUGUGACCCAGAGCAAGUCAUUUAACCCUCAUUGUCCUGCAAAAAAUAAAUAAUUUUUUUUUUAAAGCUAAGGUAUUUUCAUCCUAGGCCUGUAGGAAUAUAUGCCUUUAACACUGGCCCCUGAAAGCAAUGGUAUAUGAAGCAGGGGUUGGCUAACUAUGAUAGCCCACUGGCCGCAGCUUGCUUUGGCUUUUACACUUUAAAGUUUACGUUUGAAAAUGUAAAAACCAUUCUUAGCUCAAUGACUACAACUGAUUUUUUUUUACUUGUAGUUCAACAUCAUUGGUUUCCUUUGUAAUUCUAAGUGUUUUAUUUAAACACUUAAAACUAGUAUUCUUCAAUGCCUUAGAUAGGCUUCACCAAAUUGCCAAAGAGGGGCAUACCAAAGAAAAUUUAGAAUCCCUGAUUUUUUUAAAGAAAGGGAUCACUCCUUAAGGGCUGACAUUAACUAGAGGCCCGAAAUACUUGGGAGGACUCUUGGGAAGUAUACUCAUAGUUUUCAGGGUAAGUUGUUUCUUACCUUCUUCCCACAAGCAGAGGCAAGGUAAAUCAAGAUAGUAUGGCCCUGACUUUGGCUGGGGAAUAAAAAGAAAAAAUUUCAAAUUGAUUUGAAGGCUGGUAUGUAGUAUAACAGUGAAGGAACUUACUGGACCACUCUGAAAUUCUACUGGCCUCACCUUGACCCCUGCCCCCCCCCCAAAAAAAAUGAGCAUACCUCCACAGCCAGGCUGGUAUGAACUGCUUUCUUUGGAAUAUUUGGCAGCAGAUCAUGCUAAGGGUUAGUGUGUCCCCUGUCAUAAGUUAAGUGGAGCCUGGUCAGGGAGAGCUCUGUGACUUGGAGAGUAAAGGGUUACAGAUGUACAAGGAAAUGUCCAUUAGUAAUUAAUGGGAAGACGGGAAGGUAGUUUGGAAGAAACUAGAACAGACAUCUCACCAUAUAUCAAGAUAGGGUCAAAAUGGGUACAUGAUUUAGACGUAGAGGGUGAUGUCAUAAGCAAAUUAAGGGAGCAUGGAAAAUUUUACCUGUCAGAUCUGUGGAUAAGGGAAGAAUUUACGACCAAACGAGAUAAAGAGCAAUAUGGGGCAUAGAAGCAAUAAUUUUGAUUACAUUAAAUUAAAAAGCUUUUGCGGGGGCAGCUAGGAUAAAGCACCGGCCCCGGAUUCAGGAGGACCUGAGUUCAAAUUCGGCCUCAGUCACUUGACACUUAACUAGCUGUGUGACCCUGGGCAAGUCACUUAACCCUCAUUGCCCUGCAAAAAAAAAAAAAAUUGCACAAACAACCCAUGCAACCAAGAUUAGAAGGAAAAGAGGGGGAAUUUAAAGCAAGUUUCUAACAAAGGUCUCCUCAAAUGUAUAGAGUCACAUUUAGAAGAACAUGCAUCAUUCCCCAAUCAAUAAAUGGUCAAAGGAUAUGAACAGGCAGUUUUAAGAAGAAGAAAUUAAAAUUAUCAGUAGUCAUGAAAAAAAAUGCUCUAAAUCAGUAUUUGU